Trichoderma asperellum CBS 433.97 is the source of this 1414-nucleotide messenger RNA. RefSeq lists its product as uncharacterized. NCBI's taxonomy places the organism in Eukaryota, Fungi, Ascomycota, Sordariomycetes, Hypocreales, Hypocreaceae. Gene Ontology annotation, cellular component: nucleus. The record is from RefSeq and is a predicted model, not a curated record. Gene Ontology annotation, molecular function: histone deacetylase activity, NAD-dependent; NAD+ binding.
CAAACUGUAAAUAGCUACAUCUCAACUUUCGUAUAAACGACCUGAAAGUUUCGCCAAAAUAGGUCGAAAACACCGCCAACGCCACAGGCCUUCAGGUCCCCGCGUCCCCCGCUGGCUCGCUCGCAAAAUGGGUCAAGAAGAAUCUACUCUGGCUGAUGCCCAUGGGCCUCCAGAGACCCUCCAAGAGAGAAGUUUGGAAGCCGUCGCCGAAUAUAUCAAGAGCGGCGAUGCUCGGCGCAUUGUGGUCUUGACGGGCGCGGGCAUCUCUACCGCAGCCGGAAUCCCGGACUUUCGAUCGCCAAAGACGGGUCUGUAUAGCAACCUGGCGCGUUUAAAACUGCCAUAUGCAGAGGCUGUGUUCGAUAUUGCCUACUUUCGCAACCGUCCGGAGCCGUUCUACGUUCUCGCGCAGGAGCUAUACCCCGGAAAAUUUCAGCCAACGGUCUCCCAUGCCUUCAUUGCGCUUCUUGCACAGAAGGGACUCCUUCAGAUGCUCUUUACACAAAACAUUGACUGUCUGGAGCGCGCGGCUGGCGUUCCUUCGGACAAGAUAGUGGAGGCACACGGCAGCUUUGCGACUCAGCGCUGCAUCGAGUGCAAGGUCGAGUUUCCCGAUGACCACAUGAGGAAGCAUGUGCUCCGAGGCGACGUUCCUCGCUGCAAGGAAUGCAAGGGACUGGUGAAGCCAGACAUUACAUUUUUCGGCGAAGCGCUCCCAAGGGCAUUCUCUGAAAAGUCGCACAACACUGUCAUGGCAGACCUCGUUCUGAUUAUUGGAACGAGUCUGACGGUGUACCCCUUUGCUAGCCUCCCUGACAUGGCGAGACAAAAGGCACCGCGUGUGCUUUUCAACAUGGAAAAGGUUGGCUCAUUAGGGUCGCGAGUUGAUGAUGUACUGGAACUGGGAUCAUGCGACAAUGGCAUCCGAAAGCUGGCUGGACUGCUUGGGUGGACAGAUGAGCUGGAGGAUUUGUGGAGAAAUGUUGUUGGACAUGAAGAGGCCGAGAGACAGCUGCGCAGCCAGACCGACCGCGACGAAGAGAUUGAAGAUGAGCUUCAGAAGUUGACUGGAGAGAUUGAAACUGUUCUCAGACUUGAUGAAGAAAAAGAGGAUGAGGAAAGGGAGGAUGAGGAUGAAGAUGAAGAAGAGAGCAAGAAGGCAGAAGACGAGGAGGUAUCAAAUAAUGCUCAGGCAUCAAAAGAUAUCGUGGACGUAAAAGAAGCAGCCGAUGAAAAAGAUGUUGCCCCAGCAAAAGAAGAGAAGAAGAAUGAGCCCGAAGCACCUACAGAAGAGGAGAAAGCGAAACCAGAGGAUACAACCACCAAGCUGGAAGAGUCCGAAGUUACAAAAGAAACAGAGGGCAAAGAAGUUGAAGAGUCAAAAAAGGGGGAGAGCGAAGAUAAGCCGCUAUAA